This is a messenger RNA of Thermothielavioides terrestris NRRL 8126, 2654 nucleotides long. RefSeq lists its product as uncharacterized. Lineage: Eukaryota; Fungi; Ascomycota; Sordariomycetes; Sordariales; Chaetomiaceae. The coding region runs from base 144 to 2324 and encodes 726 amino acids. The record is from RefSeq and is a predicted model, not a curated record. The transcript has 2 exons.
UUGUGGGAGCAACUACUCUGGUGGAUCCAGCGAUCAUAUGUAGUAUCUUUUGUUCGUUUCAAAAUUGAAACCGCUCUUCAUGGUUUCGCCAUCUUUGCAACCGUCUUUUCCUUCUCCUCUGCCCCUUAAGCCCGGCCGUCGCCAUGUCCAAAGACGCCAAGGACCCGAAGCAUAGGCCGGACGGCGUCCGCCAGCCACAGAGAAAAGACUCGUUGUCCUCUAUUCUUUCGUGGGCCGCAUUACAGGGCAGGCUCAUGGCACCCAAAGCGCCAGCGCCAUCUUCGCCCACCUCACAAUCGCCCCAAACCAGUCCCGGCACCAGCACUUCCAGACCACGGAGACACAGCCAUGGAUCCACCAACGAAGCAAAAAUCAAGGCACGUGGAGGUUCUGCGGCAGUUCGGAGGUCCUCAUUUUCGAAUCGGGCGACGAUCCAGCUUGGGACUAAUACUAAGACGAGACAUUCAAAGACAUCCACUGCGCCAGAUCCGAGGGACUCGCCCGGAACGUCCAAGACGGGCAAGGAUAGCUCUUCAGAGAGUGUCAACAAAACGGCGUCCGACACCCAAGAUGGCAAGAGCACAACUCUAUCCAGGCCUGGCCAUGGCACCCAAGGCAACUCGAAGCCAAGGUCGCCUGCAUCGCCUGCACCGAUGCCCAAAUCGAUUCUCCGUGUCUCAAGUCCAGACGGGUCCAGACCGCCUCGGCGCUUUUCAAGUCCCGAGACCGCGGGGCAGACCGCGCUCGGCGGCCUGUCACCAGACUCGCCGCCAGGAUCGCCUCCCACAUCCCCUCUCGAGAGGCCCAUGUCUCCCGGCGCGACCGUCCGGUUCGCCAAGGCAACCAUCCACAGAGUCGAAGUCGGCCCCGGCCGCCGCUUUCUCCCGGUCAAGCGCAAGAGCAAGAGCACGCUAACGUACAUCUCGCCGCUCGAUCCCGGCAGCCAGAAGAGCGCGCCCAAGACGAUGCUGCAGAACCCUACCAAGCUGCGGCGCCACCAGGAGAACCAAGCGGCCAUGGGCCGCUACUGGCUUCGGACCGAGGAGGAAGAGGCUCAGUGGCGGGCAGAGGCGGAGCGCAGAGCCGCCGAGGAGGCGGAGAGGUACCGGAACGAGCCUGCCAGCCCGCCCGCCGCGCCUUCAGCUCCUAAGGCGGAUCUUGAGGACGCAGACGACGGUGGGGUUAGUCUGGUGGACAAGACCUCGCUUGUCGAUCAACGGUCGGCUCCCAACAGUGAUGCGGCUUUGGACAAGGUGGAAGAGGAGGAGGCGGAGUUCGAAAAUUGCGAGACAGACAAGGAGGCGGGGGCCAAGUUUGAUCAGGAGGCGGACGAAACAGAACGCCUUGCGUUAAAGGAGCCAGCAGAGGCGCGCCACGGUAUCGAUGGCUCCGGGGAAGACGGGAAAGACGCUAGGGUGCCAGAAGAACCCAGGGCAACCGUGCAGGUCCAGACGCCGCUGAAGAGCCCGGAGGAAGGUGGGGAUGACUCUCCCGGCUCCGCGCGGACCGGGGGGGAAUCGCCAAAGCCGACCACGAAAAGCACAAUGGCGUCAGAGACAACACAUAACCCAGAAGCCAAAGCAGCAGCCACGACGCCUGCCCCGGCGCCAGCCCCGGCAGAAGCUCAGCCGCCGACAGAAAACCAUGCUACGCUCCCAGAAUCCAGCUCCCUUUCGGAGACAUCGACAGGAGAGCCAGCAGCGAAGGCGACGUCGAACGGCGUGGCGAGUCCCAGCCAAUCUCCCGGCUCAGGCGCCUCCACCACCGAGUCCGGCAAGGACCAAACUCCCAGGAUCGCUUUAGGCUCUCCACCGAACGACGACAAGAUCGAACCAGGGAUAGCGACGGGCCGGCCGAACAGCGCUCACGCGAGCGGGGCGAGCAACUCGGGCAACGGCUCAACCUCAAGCUCGAGCUCGAGUUCGUCGGCGGAAAGUCUGAGAAGGGAGCCGUCGCGGGAGAGAGGCAAAGCCGAUGACGUUAAAAGUCAAGCGAAGGAAAGAGAGAAGCAGGAGAAAACAGCAGAACGACCGGCAGAACUCCUCUCGACGCCCAAGGCAGCGGCGAUUCACCUCCGAACCGGAGGAGGGAGCGUUGCUGCUGUUGGAGGAGGAGGAGGAGGAGGAGGAGGAGGAGGAGGAGGAGGAGGAGGAGGAGGAGGGGCUGGCAGGGCUGACGGAACCAACACCAGCAGUGCAAACAACAGCAGUCACGGCGCGCACAGCCAUGGCCACAACCGCAGCAGCAGCAGUAGCAACCACCUGCAUUUGUCGGGGCGCAGAGGCAGGCGCUAUCUCCACCAGAAGGAGGGGAUUACGGCUUGAUGGCUUUGCUUCACUUCGCGUUCUGAUGAUGAUGAUGAUGAUGAUCCGAUCCAAGCAAGCGAUUUACGAUUCUUCGAACUUCUAUGUUUUACUCUGAGACGACACAUUGUUCUCUACGGCGGCACUCUCUUGACUCUUUCCUUCGUCGUCUUUUCCCUGUGCCUCUCCUGUCAGACAGGUCGGGUAUCAAAGUUUGUCUCAUGACCCGUCAUGAUUACGACUCUCCGUUCCUUUUUGGACUUCCUAAUCAUUCUUGUUUAUCUCACCGGGAUCAGCAGGUAGCUAAAUGAAAGGUUAAUCGUUCAGUCAGCGAGUGGGCAGCGACUGGCA